This is a messenger RNA of Closterium sp. NIES-65, 1512 nucleotides long. The record is from the annotation of a GenBank genome assembly. Lineage: Eukaryota; Viridiplantae; Streptophyta; Zygnematophyceae; Desmidiales; Closteriaceae.
AUGGCUUCCCCUAGCGUUCUCACCUUUGACGCUGAGGGUCGGGCAGUGGACUUUGAGGUCUGGGUAGAUGAUCUGCAGCUUUUCCUGCAGUGCGAUAGGGCAGACGGUCUCUCCCUGUUUGACCUCACUUCUGGUGCCUCCCCUGCCCCUGCUGCUGAUGCUGACGCCACUGUUCGCUCACAGUGGGCCACACGUGACGCUGCUGCUCGCCUUGCUGUGCACCGCCACUUACCGACCACUGAGCGUGCACACUUUAGCCAGGACCACUUCCUCUCUGUUUGCCCCACCACUCUCACCGUUGACCUCCUCGAGAAGGCCCUCCUAGCGAUAGAGAAGAGCAUAGUCGCUGUAGGAGCCUCUCGUGGUGACCCUCGCACCCCCGUCUUUGAGGGGUGUUCUCCCUCCCCCCUCUUGCCCUCUGUUGCCUCCGCUGGUGCGGCCAACCUUGUUGGUUUCGAGUCGGUCGGCGCUGCGUCUGCCCCGAGCGGGAGACGCCGCACCGGCAAGGGCAAGGGGGGCAAGGGCACUGGAGGAGGUGGAGGGGGCGGUGGAGGUGGUGGUGGAGGCGGUGGAGGGAGUGGGGGUGGUGGUGGGAGUGGUGCUGGGGGUGGCGGCGGCGGCGGCAGCAGUGGAGGCGGCGGAGGCGGCGGAGGUAGUGGAGGAGGCGGAGGUGGAGGAGACGGCGGAGGCGGCGGAGGCGGCGGCGGCGGCGGAGGCGGCGGUGGUGGAGCGAGCCGCGACUCUGCGUCGAGGAGUGGCGCCGGUGGUGGUCAGCGCCAGCAGCAGCAGCGGAGUGGUGUGACCCUGUCCCCUCAGCAGCUUCGUGAGUGGUACACUGCACGCCAUCGCGGUGGGGGUUUUGGUCCCUGCUCUUACGUUCUCCGUACCGGCAACCGCACUGGUGAGCAGUGCGGGGGUCCGCACUCCACCCAGCGCUGCUUUGGUCGCCUGACGGACGUGUGGCGUCGCCAGUUCCCUGAGGCCUCAGAGAUCCCUCGCUGGGGAGAUCUGGCUAAGGCCGGGGUUGCUAUCUUUGAUCUUGACUUUGAUGCUAUUCUUGCUGCCAUGUAUGCUGUUGCUGAUAGUGUUGAGGGUGCCUGUUACCUGUGUGUACCGCCUAACCUGGGCAUUGAGGCUGCUGCGCUAGGUGCAGGUGAGACUGCUGCUCUAGGUGCUAGUGCGUCUGCUGACCCAGGUGCCAGUGCGUCUGCCGCCCCAGGUGCUGGUGAGUCUGCUCUCUCAGGUACUACGUCGGCUCAGGCCUUCCACACCUUCACCCUGGACUCGGGUGCGUCCCGCUCCUUCUUUCGAGACCGCACCACUCUUACGCCGCUCAGUCGGCCGGUUGCAGUCUCCCUAGCAGACCCCUCUGGGGGUCCUGUCCUUGCUAGCUUCUCCACUGUCCUUCCGUGCCCUGCAGCCCCCUCUGGCACCAUGUCUGGUCUCUACCUCCCCUCGUUCUCUACGAACUUGGUGAGUAGAGCGGACCUACAGGAUCGAGGGGUUGACUAG